Molecule: messenger RNA, 1547 nt
Organism: Gasterosteus aculeatus aculeatus (three-spined stickleback)
Lineage: Eukaryota; Metazoa; Chordata; Actinopteri; Perciformes; Gasterosteidae
Gene: tmed4
Product: transmembrane p24 trafficking protein 4
Source: RefSeq, a predicted model, not a curated record
UACAAUACGCGUUUUUCAGGCGGUUUGAACGCAUCUGUCAGGACCGAGGCGGCUGUUGUUGGCUCAGGGAACACGCGUCUGUUCCCCCUCGGCCGAGUCUCGCAGCGGCUGGUGACGUCAGACCGAUGCGGCGUCACGGCUUUCUGCUGCUGGUGCGCGCGGACAGAAGCCAGCGUUCCGCGAUGCUCUCCGCCCGCGCUGCCGGAGCGGCGCUGCUCGUGUGCGCGUGGGUGCACGCGGGUCGCGCGCUCUACUUCCACAUAGAGGAGACGGAGAGGAGGUGCUUCAUCGAGGAGAUCCCGGACGAGACGAUGGUCAUCGGAAAGUACCGGACUCAGCUGUGGGAAGAGCAGACCAGUUCCUUCCUCCCAGCCACACCUGGUCUUGGGAUGCACGUGGAGAUCAAGGAUCCAGAGACGAAGAUCAUCCUCUCUCGUCAGUAUGGGUCAGAUGGACGCUUCACCUUCACCUCCCACACUCCUGGAGAACAUCAGAUCUGUUUGCACUCCAACUCCACCAAGAUGGCGCUGUUUGCUGUACGAAAACUGAGGGUUCAUCUGGACAUCCAGGUCGGAGAACACACCAACAACUACCCGGAGAUCGCCGCCAAGGACAAACUCACCGAGCUGCAGCUGCGCGUCCGACAGCUGCUGGACCAAGUGGAGCAGAUCCAGAAGGAGCAGAACUACCAGAGGUAUCGGGAGGAGCGGUUCCGCGUGACGAGCGAGAGCACCAACCAGCGCGUGCUGUGGUGGUCCAUCGCCCAGACGCUGAUCCUCCUCGCCACCGGCGCCUGGCAGAUGAAGCACCUCAAAGGCUUCUUCGAGGCCAAGAAGCUGGUGUAAAGUGUGUGCGACGCCAACACGGGCCGACCCCCACCGGGACGGACGGCCCCCCUGGUACCAGCGCCCACGGGGGCACAUACCCGCCCUGCUAGAUGUUAGGCUUCUGUUGUUGUUGUUGUUGUUUAGCGGACACGGCGGUUCUGUUGAAUGUAAGCGUGGUGCUGUUACGCGUUACGAGGGGAACCCUUUCUCCUCGAUGACAUGGAACGUAGUCUACGACCAGCGUAUGAAACAAGGACACAAACUGAUGCACAACAUGGCGACUCCCCUCAGCGUGGCUCCACAUGGAGCAACCUUCAUUUGGGUUCUCAUCAGGAGACCAGAACCCGCUCACUGGGAUUUAGCUCAUUGGGUGAUAAACGCUCAGACAGCACGUUGGUUCUAAGUGAAGCGUCCGUCCGUCCGUCCGUCUGCAGCCAGUUGUUCCAGCACAGAUGUUUGUGUACGUGAGGUCGGCCUGCAGAUCCUGUUCAUUACGCCUCCUGACAGCAUUCUGCUGGAUGCUGGAACAGUGGCUGGACUGUGUUUAUCCCUUUUGCACAGAUUGAAUGUUUUAUCUUGUUGCUAAUUGAUGACUGUGAGUUCUGAUCAGAUUGAUAAUGAGUCCACUCAUCGUUGUUAAUUUAGCCCUCUACGUCUUUUAUUUGCAUUGUGGUUCAGAUGUCAGCUCCUCGUUCUUAAUAAAGACAUUCAGGCCAAAUA